AUGGCCCAGGAUAUGACUGAGAAAGAGCUCUUAAAGAUGGAAUUAGACCAGCUGAAAAAGGAAGUGAAGCUUGAAAGACAAAUGGUCUCCAAGACAGCAAAAGAACUCAAGGAUUAUAUAGAAUCCAUGGCUGGAGAAGACCCUCUCUUAAAAGGUGUUCCAGAAGACAAAAACCCAUUCAAGGAGAAGGGAGGCUGUAUAAUAAGCUGACCCCGGCCCCGCCGAAAGAAGAUCAUUGUUGUGUCCUUGUGCGAGAACCUGUCUAGCGUAACUGAGUGUAAAUGAUCUUCUGCCGGGAGGCGGGGCGGGGGUAGGACUCCUUUGCUGGAGUUUCACAUAGAACAAAAGAAUUGGAAAGUGGUCUCCUCCAAAAGAAAAAAGGAAGAAGACAAUAUC
Zootoca vivipara (common lizard) is the source of this 396-nucleotide messenger RNA. RefSeq names its product G protein subunit gamma transducin 2 (gene GNGT2). The record is from RefSeq and is a predicted model, not a curated record. Gene Ontology annotation, biological process: G protein-coupled receptor signaling pathway. Gene Ontology annotation, molecular function: G-protein beta-subunit binding. Lineage: Eukaryota; Metazoa; Chordata; Lepidosauria; Squamata; Lacertidae. Gene Ontology annotation, cellular component: heterotrimeric G-protein complex.